This is a messenger RNA of Linum trigynum, 3948 nucleotides long. The record is from the annotation of a GenBank genome assembly. Lineage: Eukaryota; Viridiplantae; Streptophyta; Magnoliopsida; Malpighiales; Linaceae.
CCCACGCCAAAAACUUCCACAAACAUAUACACUAACCUCCCUAGGUUGCAUAUCACCAUGAAGACUAGUAAUUCAAAGCAUACUUAGCAGGAAAUUUGCAAGGAACAAUGUACAUAGAGCACUCAAAUUGUAAGAUUCAGACAUUAGACUAGGCUCCAAGCACCAAAAACAGCCAAACAUUCACUAAAAAUAGAGGAAACACCCCCACACUUAAGAUCGACUUUGCCCUCAAUGGAGAAGAUAAAGGGAUAAGGGGAACAAUGUUGAAGGAGUGAAGUAAAAUGUGGAGGGACUGGAGAAUGGACCAGUCACUAGGGAUAGACUGGAGGGCGAACCAGUCACUAAAACAAUGGCUCAACAAAAAAAACCACUAUAUCAUGGGAACGUUAGGAACAAUCAUAGACCCAAAGUCUAAUAGAUUUGCGAUAACAUAAAUAACACGAGAUUUAACAUGGUUCUUCCUCAAAGUGUGUGAGGCUUACGUCCAAGGAAAGAGUAGGGUUUUCUUAUUAGGUUAUGCGGUCAAUGGCCUUACAUGCAUAUAUAUAUAUAUAUAUAUAUAUGCCCUUCCACAUGAUUAUCAACUAGUGCUUGAUUACAAUUCGUGUAUGGUAAACAACCCCAGCAAGGACAAUGAUUCCUUGCUACCCACGACUUCUGGAACACGCCCGCAACAUGCGAAGUGGGUUGGAUGGCCGGACUCUGCUCUCGGCCCAAUAGUCUCAAACCAAACCAAAGAAAAGAAAAAGUGGAAAAUCGAAGUGGAAAACAAAUUUGCUAACCAUAGUGGAAAAUAAAUUUGUUUUUAAUUUAGAAAGAUACAACAACUUUUUUUAAUGUAAUUGAUAAUGAUUUUUGACUUUGUCUGAAUCGAUCAUGGUUCAAAUGUAUGUGAAUAAUAAAUUAAUUAAUGUAAAAACAAAUAUAUCAUUCUUAUUUUCGCUCUCGUUGGAGGACAUUUAAAAUGCUAGAAAAACUGUUUUCAACAUUGACAUAUUAUAUUUGUUUAUUAUUCUAAUGUUUCUGUAUUUUUUUAAUAUCUGGUCUGACUUUUGAACCCUUAAUUUUGUAUUUUCAUUGAAGGGGGGGAAAAACUGAACUCUUGAUUUUGUAUUAUAUUAUAUGGGAUGUGUUUUAAAAGAAAGGGGAUGAAAUUGCAUGAUAGAAUAAAUACAAGCUAAAAACAAAAAGAAAUAAAAGAGCAAAAUGGCGAGAAAAAAAAAAAGCGGAAACGGAAGCACAGAACAGAAGAAGAAGAAGACAGGACAGAGAGAGUGAGAUAGUUACUUGUUUCCUUGUUAGAGCAGAAGGGCAGAGGAAGAAGGGGAAGGAAGGGAGGAGCUCCAGAAAGGGUAAGUCAGUCAAUUGGAGAAACCCAAACUAUUUUGAAGUAAUAACCACGAUCAUAAUUUCUCCCGUUUAGAGUGUGUAUUAAGUUGAAUUUGAUUGAUUCCGUCUUCUAAACGCUGAUCCGACAUCGUUUUCAUCAUCUUCCUCUCCUCUCCAUUAACCAAACACAACGAGCAGCUGAAGCAGCUAUGGAGAUGGGUUUUCCCCUUUCUCCUUUUGGCGUUCUCUGCGCUACUUUUUUCGGGGCAACAAAAUCUUUCUUUCACGCACACACCGCUAGCUCUUUACUCUGUUUCCCCUUCUAGCUUCCAUCACAAAUGAGGAAACUUUUCUUAAUUUUUUCUUCCUUUUUUGCAGAAGAAACAGAGGAUCGGACGAGGAUUUAUGCCGUCGUCUGGGUCUCAUGUCUUGACCGCUGGAGCUCCCCAACCGCGACUCACUCUCUCUCUUUCUCUCUCUCUCUCCUCCUCGCUCUCUGCUUCCUCUUCUUUCCCGGAUUCGAUCGGGAAACUGACUAUUUCUACGCGAUUGGCUUCAUUAAGGUACCUAGCCUUCGUCUCUUCCCCCUGUUUUUCUUUUGAGACGUUACUCUCUCUCUCUCUCUUGUCGGUUGGAAUUGUGCAGCAGAUUUUGAUCCUGUUUUUCCCCUUCUUUUUGCUGCUUCCUGGUACAGGUUUUUUAAUUUUAUUUUUGAAUUGAUUGUUCCCCAAGGGAAAAUCAAAUCAUUCGGGGUUUUAGGGAGGUUUCGGUUCUGGGUUUUGGGUAAUCUUUUGCUUGAUACUCAAGUUUAGAGAGAGAGAGAGAGAGAGAGAGUGAGUGAUCCGAUGGGUUGUGUUUCUAGUGAAUGGAGGAUUUUGAGGAGUUUGUCUCCCUUUUGAAUUCAAUUUUUCUGAACCCAAAAGAAAAAAACACAACAGCCAUCCUCCCUCCUUUAACAAAGAAAGGAAAAACAAAAUUCAAAAAAGCAAGCAAUGCCAGGCCUUGAAACUCCUAGGCUGUUAGUUAUGAGCGAUCAAGUACAGAAACAGAGCAAGGCAGCAGCAAUGAAGAAGCUUCGACUCAUAUACAGCGAUCCAGACGCCACCGACUGUUCCAGCGACGAAGAAGAAGAUCAUCAUGAAGGCGAAUUCGCUCUGCUUCGUUCUUGUGGCAGUGGCAAUGGCGUCAAGCAGUUCGUUGCAGAGAUUUCCUUCCCUUCAUCAUCGGCAGCGGCAGCAGCAGCAGCAGCGGCGGCAGCAGCAGCAGCAGCGGCAGCAGCAGCAGCAUGUGAAGAAGAGACGGAGGAGGAGAGAUGCAAGUCCAGAAUCCACGGCGGAGUCAAGAAGCGUGCACUGUCCACCAACAACACCAGCAGUACAUACAAAGGUGUCCGGCGGAGACCUUGGGGGAAGUAUUCAGCCGAGAUCAGGGAUCCUUUCCGAAAGGCAAGGGUGUGGCUAGGAACUUACAGCACGGCAGAAGAGGCAGCUGCUGCUUACCAGAGGAAAAAGACCGAGUUCGAUCAAGCACUGGAGAUGAAAUCCAAGACCACUGCCACCCACGAGGAGGAAGGGGCUGUGUCUGAGGAAUCGAAUGGCGGUUCCUUCUCUCACCCAUCUCCAUCGUCAGUGCUUGAUGCGGCCACCAGUAAUGACAAUGUUGUUAAUAAUAAUAAUAGUGAUGGUAACGUGGUGGUGGCGGAUGUGGGAUUGCCCUGGAAGCAAGUGAAGUCUGAGAAUGAGGUGCUCAUGAUCGAACCAGAGACAUAUAUCACGAGACCGAUGGAUGUCGACGAUGAGGAUGAUUAUGACGACGAUGAUUAUGAAGAUGAAUACGAGGACAAUGAGGAUUGUUGUUUGAGUUACGAGGACGACGAAAUGCAGCCGAUUGAUGAGAUGAUGCCGCCGGCUAGUGACGAGGAGAUUGUGAUGGGGGGGAGUGAAGGGUAUGAUUACUGCUGCUAUGAGUUUGGGAGCAAUUUUGGGAUGAUGUUUGAUGAUAUAGUAGGAGUAGGGGAGUUUGUGUUCCCAGGUGAUGAUGAGGAGUUGAAAUUCCUUCCAAUAUUAGAUGGUUUAGGAGGAGGAUUAAUGGAUCUUCCUAACAUUGAGCUAGAGGGUAUUGAUAUUGUUCAGCAGGCUCUCAAUUUUUGAGCUUCAAUUUUGUAGUUAGGCCUUGUUUAUGUUAACAGUUUUUGAGUUAAAAUCAUAGAGAUGGUGACAAAAUGGUGCGUUUUUCAUUUGGGGAGCGUUCUUUGUAAGCCUUGGCCAUGGGAUGGAAUCAAAGAAUCAACAGAGUUGGUUUCGGAUUUUGUUUUCUUUGCCUGUUGAUGUGGUUGUGGAUUGGAAUGUAUUGUAUGCAACUUUCUGCUGCUGCUGCUGAUGCAAUGCCUGGUUGGUUUGAAUGUGGAAAAAGACCAGACCAGUUGUUGUCAUUUGUUGUUAUCAGAAGCAGAAGGUUUCCUUGGUCAACAGAGAGAGUAUCAAUUGAUUGAUUGCAUGCCUGCCUGUUGUUAUCUGUUGGGAGGAGUGUGCAGUUGACUCGUAUCACUCUCCUCAUGAAAAGUCCUUUUCCACGAAGAAAAGAAAAGUUGGGUGGUAAUAAGAAAUUGCGCUGACAUGA